CGGUGAAGUGUCCAAAUCGUCGCUUGGCUUGGCCUGCCAGCAGAAUAAAAAGGGGAAUAUAAUUUGGGUAAUCUUUGCCCUGCUUAGAUCAUUCCGGCGAGUGCAUCGAAAGUGAAAAGGUGUGCAGUGUUGUCCCAAUUCAGCUCAGUGUGAAGUGAUACGGCGACUAAGUGUCAAGAAAAAGCUUACACAAAAGCAGCUUGAUUCAGACAAAGCGUUUUGUUUUGUUCUUGUCCGUGAGUGAGCGAUAGUGAACCAAAACAACUCAUCGCACUAAAAUGGAGGAGGAUAACAAAAAGCCGUACAAGAUCAAAGACAUCACCCGGGCGAUAAAGAAAGCGGUCGUUGCCGGCACGCUGGAUGAGGUUCGGGCCAAAUCGGCGGAAAAAUUUGGACGCACCGAUCUGCCUAAUAUCCACCUGGACUCGGACGGAACCGAGGUGGACGAUGAAGAUUACUUCCAAACGCUGGAACCGAACGCAGAAUUGAUAGCAGUCUUCCCUGGCGAGCAGUGGAUUGAUCCAACCCACUACGUCACCAUAACGACCCACAAGGAAUCGGGCGACAUCACCGACAGUCCCGAGGUGGAGCGAAUACAUCUGAAGAAGCUGGUCGCCCAAAUGAAGUCGAACCUGUGCAACGUGUCGGUACUGAGCGAACCGGACCUGGAGCUGCUGUCCAACAUGGACCCGAACUCGGUGGCGGACAUCACCGGGCGGGACUUCAUCGAGCAGCUCAAGGAAGCAUCAGGCAGAAUCCUGCAUGAAAAACGACAGGCACUUGACGCAAUUGAGCUGCUAAAGCUGAUCGCCAAGCAGAAGGCCUCGAUCCCGAGCGUCGUACACAACAUUCCCGGCGGUGAUAAUGACGAUGAUGAGGAUGAUGUUAAUGAAAAUGACUGUGACAGUAAUGAAUGCGUGGAGGGCGGCAGCUUAGGUGGGCGCACGAUGCGCCUCCAUUCAACGGCGAUGGCGGAUGAACUGGACAGUGUCAAUCGGGGCGCAGUGGUCGGUAGCAAUAGCAGCAGCAGUGGAAAUCAAAUUAUACUUGAGUUGGAUCCCAGAACGCUAGCCACAUUCCAGCAACAGCAACAGCAGCAGCAUCAGCAGCAACAACAACAGCAACAGAUCAUUCAGCAAAACAAGAUAAAUGCAUCUAGUAACCCAGCAACGGUAACCGUAGAUCGUAGCAGUAGUGAUGCUUCUGCGAACAUUUCCAGUCGAGGUGAAACGUCAAAUAUUUGAUACAUGGUUUAUCAGUUUAGCUUAUGUCAUAAAUAGGCACUUUUAAAUGGUUGGAGUUGUCGUUUCUAU
Sabethes cyaneus is the source of this 1313-nucleotide messenger RNA. RefSeq lists its product as uncharacterized. The record is from RefSeq and is a predicted model, not a curated record. Gene Ontology annotation, biological process: regulation of apoptotic process; apoptotic process. Lineage: Eukaryota; Metazoa; Arthropoda; Insecta; Diptera; Culicidae. The transcript has 4 exons. The coding region runs from base 279 to 1244 and encodes 321 amino acids.